Messenger RNA from Colletotrichum godetiae, 1458 nucleotides. RefSeq names its product NAD binding domain of 6-phosphogluconate dehydrogenase-domain-containing protein. The transcript has 4 exons. Gene Ontology annotation, molecular function: oxidoreductase activity, acting on the CH-OH group of donors, NAD or NADP as acceptor; NAD binding; NADP binding. Bases 378 to 1316 code for a protein of 312 amino acids. Lineage: Eukaryota; Fungi; Ascomycota; Sordariomycetes; Glomerellales; Glomerellaceae. The record is from RefSeq and is a predicted model, not a curated record.
GGCAUCGCUGCACCGCAUCAGCAUCUAAGCAGCAAAAAGAUUGAAGAUUGAAGUGAGAGCGUAGUUUUUUCUAUGAGAGCCAAGUUUCAGCUUAUCUUUUGUCCACAUCAUUGAUAGGUGAUGAGCCAUUAUCCUCCGCCGGCGAUGUAGGCCUCACGGCAUCGUGUCGGGUAGCAAGCCGACGACGGAGGCGAAGAACACUAUUCAUGACUUCGGCAAGCCGGACAUAAAGACUGGUUCACGAUGGACGAAAUUGAAUCCAUUACUAGAACAUUGAUCUUGACUUGAGCCAAUAUUUAACAUAUUUCAUUAAACUUCCGACGACCAGUCACCUCAGAUAUCUACCCACCCAGUACUUAAGUACCUCCUUAAACAAAAUGCAGAAAAUCAAGCCCGUUGGCUGGUUCGGCCUUGGAUCAAUGGGGUUGCCCAUGGCCGUCAACCUGCAAAAGAAGCUUCAAUCUCACGGAGCCAACUUGACAUUCUCGAACCGCACUGUGUCAAAGGGAGCCGCACUGGUGGAAGCUGGAGCUGUCGCAAAGAAUAAUAUCGUAGAGGUGGCACAAAUAUGCGAUGAUAUUUUUACCAUGGUCUCGGCGGAUGCGGUUCUUCAGUCAUUAGUUGAGGAACUCCUCGCAAGCGGUAUCGAUCUCAGCGGCAAGACAUUCAUCGACUGCUCCACAAUACACCCCAACACGGCGGGAUCCGUAUCAGAGACCUUGCAAAAAGCCGGCGCCACCUUUAUCGCUGCUCCGGUCUUUGGCGCCAACCCAGUGGCCCAGGCCGGAAGACUCAUCUUCGCCAUGGCCGGCCCCACUGCCACCAUUGAGCGUCUCGAGCCCCUGGUAGUUGAUGUUAUGGGAAGAAAAGUCAUCAACAUGGGCGAAGACGUCAAGAAGGCCCCCAUGUUGAAGGUUACAGGGAACGUGCUUCUCGUCGUAUUCCUCGAGGCCAUUGCCGAGACUCAAGUACUGGCCGAACAGAACGGUAUCGGAAGUAACGUAAUGGAAGACCUUAUCUUUGAAAACUUCGGCCCGGUCUUGGGGAGCUACUCGCGCAGACUUACCAGCGGUUCAUGGGCUCCCAAGGAGGGCACGGCUGGAUUCAUGGUGUCGAACACCAUCAAGGACGCGAAACAUGCGCUGAGGGUCGCCAACGACCUCGGAGUGAGGAUGCCGGCGCUGGAUAUUGCGACGAACAACAUGCUCAGCGCCAGAGCGUACGGAGGCGAGAACCUGGAUGGCGCAGCAUUGUAUGGAACCCUUAGAGCUCAAUCUGGUCUUCCGUUCUGGUCUGAGAACAGUCGUCAAGAGUAAGGAACUGGUUUGGAACGAGCGCUUAGAUGUUGAUUUUAUAGAUAAUAGACAGGAGCAGAUCCUUUAGGCAUAAGAUGCUACGGAUGCGGCGGAGGGAACGGGAUACGCAUGGAUAGAUUAUGACAAUAUACAAACAGCAGCC